AAAACAUCGCAUUUAGAAUAAAUCCGGAUAUAAAAAAUAAUCGAGAUCAAUUGAUUCAUUAAGUAGCGGACGAAAUCAUUUAUUAUUUUCUAAAUUGUAUUUUAAUACCAGGACUAAGUACUCGAUCCCAGAGAAAUGUUUUGUCAAUGACAGACGCUUGCAAAUGUUAGUUAAAGUCAUGGCUUUGGUCAAACAAAGUUAUUUUAUUGCGGGUCGUUUCUCCAGCAACCCCCGGUGGUUGAAUCCCAAAUGCAACCAACAUGUGUUCGCCGUCAGCGGACUGACCACAGCGGCCAGGUCAUCCCAGACACCGAAGGACCGCAAGAAGGAGCUGUCCGAUGACGGGCCCGACCUCCAGGACUUUAUAUCCGGGGAGCUGUCUGAGAAGAACAACUGGGAGGAGUACAGGGGUAACCUGAAGAGACAGAAGGGAGAGAGGCUGAGACUUCCCCCGUGGCUGAAGACUGAGAUUCCUAUUGGCAAGAACUAUAACAAGCUGAAGAACACCCUGAGAGACCUCAACCUGCACACGGUGUGUGAGGAGGCCAGGUGUCCUAACAUUGGGGAGUGUUGGGGAGGAGGGGAACAUGGUACUGCCACAGCCACCAUCAUGUUAAUGGGGGACACAUGUACCCGUGGCUGUAGGUUCUGUUCUGUGAAGACCGCUCGUCAGCCCUCUCCCCUGGACCCAGAUGAGCCCUAUAACACAGCCAAGGCCAUCGCUGCCUGGGGUCUGGACUAUGUGGUUCUGACCUCUGUGGACAGAGACGAUAUCGCUGACGGAGGGGCGGAGCAUUUUGCCAAGACCGUCUCCAACCUGAAGGAGAGGAAGUCCCAGAUCAUGGUGGAAUGUCUGACCCCUGAUUUCCGAGGAGACCUGGCGGCGGUGGAGAAGAUCGCCCAAUCAGGGCUGGACGUUUACGCCCAUAAUGUGGAGACCGUCCGCGAGCUGCAGAGACACGUCCGUGAUCCGCGGGCGAACAUCGACCAAUCCCUGAAUGUCCUGCGUCACGCCAAGGCCGUCAAACCAGACAUUCUCACCAAGACCUCCAUCAUGUUGGGUCUCGGAGAGACGGACCUGCAGAUUUAUAACACACUGACUGAGCUGAGAGAGGCAGGAGUGGAUUGUCUAACACUGGGACAGUACAUGCAGCCCACUAAACGCCACCUCAAGGUGGAGGAGUAUGUGACUCCUGAGAGGUUUGUCCACUGGGAGGAGGUGGGGAAGGAGAUGGGAUUCGUCUACACAGCCAGCGGACCCUUAGUGCGCUCCUCAUACAGAGCAGGUGAGUUCUUCCUGAAGAAUCUGUUAGAGAAGAGGAAGGCAGGGGCAGAAUAACCUGAUCACCUGGACUCACCUUUACCUGAAUCCUAAGGGACGUCUCCUCCUUUCAGAGGCCUCUCUCCCUCCAUAAAGCUACUCUACAUACACUGUAUUACAAUAUAAUAUACUACAAUAUCUACAAUAUAAAGUUCUCCGAUCCAGAAUAUGAGCUACUACAGGACUCUGUUCAUGUUGAUGUCUCGUUCUGUACAUUAUAACCAGUGAUGUAGUGGGGGGUAAUUACCUGGGAAGAUAAAGGGGGUAAUUA
Molecule: messenger RNA, 1592 nt
Organism: Oncorhynchus gorbuscha (pink salmon)
Lineage: Eukaryota; Metazoa; Chordata; Actinopteri; Salmoniformes; Salmonidae
Gene: lias
Product: lipoic acid synthetase
Exons: 11
Coding region: 164-1339 (391 amino acids)
Biological process (GO): lipoate biosynthetic process
Cellular component (GO): mitochondrion
Molecular function (GO): lipoate synthase activity; 4 iron, 4 sulfur cluster binding
Source: RefSeq, a predicted model, not a curated record